AUGAAAAGGGGAGAGAGAAGAUCAGACUAUGCCAAAAAAUAUCGGUAACCAAGCAUGGUAAUGGAUGAGGACAGCUUGAUGAUCCCCAUCAGUAAAGCUACCUAUGAAGUUCUUAAGAAAAGAGAGGACUGUCUAAGCAAUCUCAUUUACAAAAUGUUUGCUUGUACAUUGACCUUCAAAAGUACAAAAUGCACUGUUGAAGUAUACAGGAAAAAACUAAAGCAGGGAAUUGACAUUUGUGUUUGUAAGGAUGAUCUCACAAGACACAAGGCUGAUGCUUUGGUGAAUGCAGCCAAUGAAUAUCUAGAUCAUGGAGGAGGCCUUGCUUUAGCCCUUGUGAAUGCUGGAGGGCCAGAAAUCAAAGAGCAAUGCAAUCUUCAUAUUCAAAAGUAUGGAAAACUUGCAGUUGGCAAAAUAGCAGUGACAGGUGGAGGGAAGCUUCCUUGUAAGAAAAUUAUUCAUGCAGUUGGUCCAAGGUGGACCAGUUAUGAAAAGGAAAGAUGUUGUGACCUACUUCAGGAAGCUAUUGUGAAUGUUCUGAAGUAUGUUAGUGCUCCAGAAAAUACUAUAAUGUCUGUGGCUAUCCCAGCAGUGAGUUCAGGUAUUUUUGGCUUCCCGCUCAGUUUGUGUGCUCAAGUGAUUGUAAUGGCUAUAAAGGAAUUUGUUGAGGCAAGUCCACCAAGCUGUCUCAGGGAAAUCCGCCUCGUGAACAUUUAUGAGCCAACAGUUGCAGAAAUGAAGGCAGCCUGUGAAAAGUUUCUAGGUGAUAGCAGUUCGCCUCAGGAAACUCUUUCAGCUUCACCAAGCCAGCCUUCAGCUUUCAUCAAACACGGAGGCAUUCACUUGUGCAUCGUAAGAGGACUCCUUGAAGACCAGAAGACUACAGCUAUUGUUAAUUGUGUGUCUAUGAAUGGCGAGCCUUACCCUCCAGUUUCAAGAGGACUGCUGCAAAAAGCAGGUUCAGCUCUUCAGGAUGAAUUUCAGUCUCAUCUUAGACAUUCUUCGUCUUAUAAGGAACUGAUAGUAACAAAAGGGUAUAAUCUGCCCUGUGAGCUUGUACUGCACAUUGUAUGGCCGCAAUACCACCACAGGGUGUUACUGUGUGAGGAAUUAAAAGCUGCAGUGACAAGAUGCCUGCAUUGCUUUUGGGACUGGCAAUCUCCCUCGGUUUCUUUUCCAGCAAAUGGGAUUUGGUCAUUAAUGCUGCCCGUUGAUGUAGUGGCAGAGAUCAUGACUGAAGAGGUUUUAAAUUUUGCCAGUGCACACCCUGAGAAGAAGAUAGAUGUGCAGUUUGUCUUUUGCCCAGAUGACUACGAUGCCUAUCAGGUUUUCCAGAGAAAAUUUUAUUCAACAGCACACAAACUGGGAAAAAAGCUAUAUUACAACAGAAGUGAUCAUUUGAGUACGGAGUCAGGCAGUCAAAGUGUAAAAGAGACUGUAAAUAAUGAACUGGCUAUUGAACUUAAAGGAAACACACGUACAGCAUUGGAAGCAGCAGAAUCAUGGAUCCAAAGUGUGGUACAAAUUCAGGAAAGUCACCAUGCUAUUAUUGAAAACAACUACAUUUUUAGCCUUGGUAAAAACGAGUUUGCAGAACUCUCUCGAGAGCAGCAUUCUAGCGUAUGUGUAUCAGAAGAAGUGAGAGAUGGAAAAGCAAGACUGGAAUUUCAGGGCCCGCCUGAUGCUGUGAUUGAUGCAGUGCUCGCAACUGAAAAAUUACUGCUUCGUAUGCAAGAGGAGACUACAGCCAAACAAGAGGAACUGCUGUACUUCAUGGGCCAACCAGAAGCAGGUGAGCUUUCAGAAGCACACCUUUACAAGACAAAUACUACUAAAUGCGUCCAGAUUUCACUGGUGGAAUCACACCUUCAGGAGUUUAAAGACAGACAGAAACAGUUUGAAAAAGCUGGGCUUCAUGUUUUCAAGAUUGAAAAGAUACAUAAUCCUCUUUUAUCUGCUGCAUUCCAACAAAUGAAAAAAAAAAUAGAAGAAAACCAAGGUACCUCCAAAAUAACCCACAAGUUGUACCAGCAUGUUCCUGCUCAGUUCUGUAGCUCGGUGUGCCAAACCGGAUUUCACAGGAUGUACUCUCCACCAACAGAACAAAAAUAUGGAGCUGGCAUCUACUUUAAAAGGAACCCAAAAAGCCUAAUCAAGAGUAAAGAUAUGUGGGAAACAGACUCUAAAAUGUACGUGUUUGAGGCUGAUGUAUUAACAGGCUUAUACACUAAAGGCAAGCCAUCUUAUAUUAUGCCACCGACAGUGGAGGGGGAUGCCAUUAAGGUAUAUGACAGCUUAGUAGAUGAUGUAAACAAUCCUGACACCUUUGUCAUUUGCAACAGUGUUGGGGCUCUUCCACAAUAUUUGCUGACUUGUUCCCGAGUGAGGGAGAGGUAUAUGGCCCUCUGA
Molecule: messenger RNA, 2409 nt
Organism: Phaethon lepturus (White-tailed tropicbird)
Lineage: Eukaryota; Metazoa; Chordata; Aves; Phaethontiformes; Phaethontidae
Gene: PARP9
Product: poly (ADP-ribose) polymerase family, member 9
Exons: 9
Biological process (GO): positive regulation of type II interferon-mediated signaling pathway; negative regulation of gene expression
Cellular component (GO): nucleus; cytoplasm
Molecular function (GO): ubiquitin-like protein ligase binding; transcription corepressor activity; NAD+ poly-ADP-ribosyltransferase activity
Source: RefSeq, a predicted model, not a curated record